AUGACUCUCUUCGACUCCCCAUCACGAGUUUUCCUCGGUGCCAUUGUCCUCCGCCUCGUGCUCCUCGUGUAUGGAGGCUGGCAAGAUGCGCAUUCCGCUGUGAAAUAUACCGACAUUGACUACAUGGUAUUCACUGAUGCGGCACGCUAUGUUGGGAAAGGGCAAUCGCCCUAUGCUCGCGAUACUUACCGCUACACCCCGCUCUUGGCAUGGAUGCUUCUUCCGACUGCGUGGGAGGGUCCCGCGCCUUGGUCAACGCUGACAUUCGCCUUUGGUAAGGCCUUGUUUGCUCUAUCUGAUGUCAUUGCUGGAUGGCUGGUUACUCAGCUACUUGUGCGUUGCUACCGCUUUCCCGUUGAGCGCGCGCUGCGUUAUGUAGCAGCGGUUUGGUUGUGGAAUCCGAUGGUUGCCAAUAUCAGUACUCGUGGUAGCUCCGAGGGACUCCUCGGUGUGCUUGUUGCGGCGCUUAUAUGGGCAACUCUGACGAAGAAACCCAUCGUUGCUGGAUUGAUCUUGGGAAUUGCUGUGCAUUUCAAGAUCUAUCCCUUCAUUUAUGGCAUUUCGAUUAUGUGGUGGUGGGAUUCCGAGCGCGAUGGGGCUGCCCCUACUAGAUUGGGUCUGCUGGCAAAGGCAUUGAGAUUCAUUACGCCGUCCCGGGUCAAGUUGACUGUCGCUGCAUUGGGUAGUUUCGCCGCCUUGAAUCUCGUCAUGUAUCUCCAGUACGGCCAACCGUUCCUGCAGCACACUUUCUUCCACCAUCUUACCCGUAUUGAUCACCGCCACAACUUCUCUCCAUACAGUACCCUUCUGUAUCUGACUGCUGCCGGUGGUGCCGAAACACGCUUUGAGGCACUGGCCUUCCUUCCGCAGCUCAUCCUUGCGGUCAUUGCUCUGCCUCUCGUUUUGGCGAAGAAGAGCUUGACUACCGCGAUGCUUGCGCAGACGUUCACUUUUGUUACUUUCAACAAAGUUUGUACCAGUCAGUAUUUCCUGUGGUACCUCAUCCUGCUUCCAUUUUACCUCCCCUCUUCGUCCCUUAUCCGUAAGCCAAGCUUGGGCAUCUCCGCAGCCAUCUUAUGGGUUGCUGGGCAGGCUCUAUGGCUGCACCAAGGUUACAAUCUCGAAUUCUUGGGAUUGCCAUCUUUCGUCCCGGGGCUGUUCCUAGCAGGCCUGUUCUUCUUCGCCGUGAAUGUGUGGAUCUUGGGUAUCAUCAUCAGGGAUGGAGGCGAGGGUGCAAGUGAGAUCACGGGUGAAGUUGACCAUCCCAAGUCGCACUGA
Penicillium bovifimosum is the source of this 1278-nucleotide messenger RNA. Its product is annotated as glycosylphosphatidylinositol-alpha 1,4 mannosyltransferase I. NCBI's taxonomy places the organism in Eukaryota, Fungi, Ascomycota, Eurotiomycetes, Eurotiales, Aspergillaceae. Gene Ontology annotation, cellular component: membrane; glycosylphosphatidylinositol-mannosyltransferase I complex. Gene Ontology annotation, molecular function: alpha-1,4-mannosyltransferase activity; GPI mannosyltransferase activity. Bases 1 to 1278 code for a protein of 425 amino acids. The record is from RefSeq and is a predicted model, not a curated record. Gene Ontology annotation, biological process: GPI anchor biosynthetic process. The transcript is spliced from 3 exons.